Aspergillus wentii DTO 134E9 is the source of this 939-nucleotide messenger RNA. RefSeq lists its product as uncharacterized. NCBI's taxonomy places the organism in Eukaryota, Fungi, Ascomycota, Eurotiomycetes, Eurotiales, Aspergillaceae. Bases 1 to 939 code for a protein of 312 amino acids. The record is from RefSeq and is a predicted model, not a curated record. The transcript is spliced from 5 exons. Gene Ontology annotation, molecular function: arylformamidase activity.
AUGGAAGUUCCCCCUUUUGCAUCGCUUCCCCUCGACCCCUCGCACCCCCCGCACUCGGCCUGGGCAGUUUGGGGUAAAGACGACGAAUUGGGCACUCUCAACCAUCUGACACCCGCUCUCGUCGUCGCUGCUAAAGAUGAAAUCCAAACUGGUAUCCGAGUUGGAUUGAAUUGGCCUCUUCAACAGAUGAGCAGACCCCCGCCUUUUCGAGAUGUCUUGACUCAUCGGAUCGACUCGAUUGGAGGGGCAAUGCAUGAUGAUACUCUCCAAUUUAAUACACAGACGAGCUCUCAAUGGGAUGGAUUCCGACACUGUGGCUAUGAGAAUGGGCUGUUCUAUAAUGGGGUUACCGCGAGGGAAAUCCUGGAGAAUACUACAGAGCGCAUCGGAAUUCAUGCAUGGUGCAAACAAGGCAUCGUCGGCCGUGGAGUUUUGGUUGAUUUCGCAGCCCACGCAGCGCAGAAUAACAUCCCAUUCGAUCCACUAGGAAGAUCCGUUAUCCCCCUGGCGACAGUCAAGGAGAUCAUAAAGCAGAAAAACAUCACAAUCCGCUCAGGGGAUAUUCUGAUUAUAAGAUCCGGAUUCCUGCAGGCAUACGAGAACGCAACACCAGCCCAACUAGACACCCUCAUGACAGCCUCUCCCCUCGAGUAUCCCGGCGUGGAAAACUCGAUCGAAUUUGCCGAAUGGCUGUGGGAUUCUCGGAUUGCUGCUGUUUGCACAGACUCGCCCGGGUUUGAAGCUAUGCCAUCCAAAGGCUUUUUCCUCCAUCCAGUCCUGCUAGCCGGGUUUGGAAUGCCAAUUGGCGAGCUCUUCGACUUGGAAGCUCUCGCUAAGCAAUGUGAAUCUUCAGAGCGAUCUACCUUUUUCUUUACAAGUGAGCCGUUGAAUGUCCGUGGAGGAGUUGCCAGUCCGCCCAAUGCAAUCGCCAUCUUCUAG